AUGGCUAACGAAAUGAGCGUGCCUAGGACAACAAAAAGAACAUUAGCCUAUAUCGCAGAGGACUCUGACAGGAAAGCCACGUUCAAGAAGAGAAAGAAGAGUUUGGUGAAGAAGGCACGGGAGCUGAGCGUGCUGUGCGGCGUUACGGUGUGCGCCGUGGUGGGCAGCCCUUUUAGGGAGAUUGGGACGGAGGUUUUUCCAGACGAGGGCGGGGUGCGGGAGGGGUAUGCGCGGUUUCAGAGCAUGACAGAGGCGGAGCAGACUCGGAAGAAGUUUAGCCAGGAGAUGAUUACUGCAGAUAUGGUUGAGAAGGUGAGAGGUAAGGCGCUAAAAGUGUCGAUGGGGAAUAGGGAAAGGGAAAUGACUGAGGUGAUGUUUCAGUGCUUGGGUGGAAAGCAGAUUAACGAUGCUAUGAAUUUGGUUGAUCUCAAUGACUUAGCUUUGUUCACCCAAAGGCAUUUGGAGGAAAUUACUGGCAAGCUUGCGGCUCUCGGGGAGGCUGAUUCAGCUUUGAUGCCUCCCCCUCCUCCUCCUUCCAUGAAUAUUUUGUCUGUUCCCAAUGCUCCUCCUCCUUUUGCUUCCAUGAUGAAUAUUAUGGCUGCUCGCAAUGCUCCUCCUCCUCUUGCUUCCAUGAAUAUUAUGUCUGUUCCCAAUGCUCCUCCUCUUGCUCCCAUGAUGAAUAUUAUGGCUGCUCUCAAUGCUCCUCCUCCUGCUCCAAUGAAUAUUAUGUCUGCUCCCAAUGCUCUUCCUCCUUUUGCUCCAAUGAAUAUUAUGUCUGCUCCCAAUGCUCCUCCUCUUGCUCCAAUGAAUAUUAUGGCUGCUCCCAAUGCUCCUCCUCCUCUUGCUCCAAUGAAUAUUAUGUCUGCUCCCAAUGCUCCUCCUCUUGCUCCAAUGAAUAUUAUGGCUGCUCCCAAUGCUCCUCCUCCUCUUGCUCCAAUGAAUAUUAUGUCUGCUCCCAAUGCUCCUCCUCUUGCUCCAAUGAAUAUUAUGGCUGCUCCCAAUGCUCCUCCUCCUCUUGCUCCAAUGAAUAUUAUGUCUGCUCCCAAUGCUCCUCCUCUUGCUCCAAUGAAUAUUAUGGCUGCUCCCAAUGCUCCUCCUCCUUUUGCUUCCAUGAAUAUUAUGGCUGCUCCCAAUGCUCCUCCUCUUGCUCCCAUGAAUAAUAUGGCUGCUGGCAUGCAAAAUUAUCAAGGUAAUGGAGACAUGCUAACUCCACUGUUGCCCAACAAUCGCCCAGAGGGACCUGCAUGCUGA
Molecule: messenger RNA, 1251 nt
Organism: Ipomoea triloba (trilobed morning glory)
Lineage: Eukaryota; Viridiplantae; Streptophyta; Magnoliopsida; Solanales; Convolvulaceae
Product: formin-like protein 5
Exons: 1
Coding region: 1-1251 (416 amino acids)
Biological process (GO): regulation of transcription by RNA polymerase II
Molecular function (GO): protein dimerization activity; RNA polymerase II cis-regulatory region sequence-specific DNA binding; DNA-binding transcription factor activity, RNA polymerase II-specific
Source: RefSeq, a predicted model, not a curated record